This is a messenger RNA of Camelina sativa (false flax), 2560 nucleotides long. Its product is annotated as SUN domain-containing protein 3-like. Gene Ontology annotation, cellular component: membrane; cytoplasm. Lineage: Eukaryota; Viridiplantae; Streptophyta; Magnoliopsida; Brassicales; Brassicaceae. Gene Ontology annotation, biological process: protein folding in endoplasmic reticulum. The record is from RefSeq and is a predicted model, not a curated record.
UAAAUUACAUAAGGCCAAAUUCAUCAUCAUCUUCCUUCAUCCCUUUCUCAAAACAAAACUUUCUUUUUGUCAAUUUGAAGUCUCUCCUUUGACUCUUCACCUUUUUACAGCCGCAACCGUUAAAAAAAAAACACUCGUUGUGUGAUUGCUUCCUUCUUCAUAUAAUAGAUUCCCAGAAAAAUACAGAGAAACAGAGAGAUUGGUGAAACCUCUGGUGUGUACGCUUUUCUUCCUCAGUGAUGUGGAGACGAAAGAUACAUCAUUCCCCUCUCUUGAUUCGAUUAGAGACUCAUCGGCGACGAAGACGUUAGCCCACCAAAUCCUCUUCUUCUUCUUCUUCUUCUUCUUCCCUUGGGGGUUUCUUUUUACUGUUUAUACAAAUCUCCUUUCUUUGAUUCUCUCUCUCUCUCUCUCUCUCAGUCAACAACACAGGGGCGUGCAAUGCAAAGGUUGUGUAGAACUAGAACUAGAACAAGAGUUUCUGAUAAUGGAAGAAGCAACAACAGCUUUUACAAAGUCUCUCUGUCUCUUGUGUUUCUCCUUUGGCUUUUUUCUUUCUUAUCCACCUUGUAUGCCAAAGAUGCGCCUUUGACUGACUCUGUAGGACUAGUUGAUCUUGAUGAUGGUCAGUCAGAUGAGAAAGCUGUGACCUUUGAUGCUUCAUCGUUACUAAAGCCUGCGUCCGUUCAUGAUAUAUCUGAUUUGAGUCGGAGUGAUGAUACAAACCCGUUUAAAGAAAGUGAAGAGAAAGAAAAAUCUGUGAAGGACGCAGAGGUCAAAAGAAUAGUUUCAGGGAGUGGUAUAGAAAGCAAGGAUAGUUUCAUUUCGAAGCAAAGUGAGAUAAACAAGACGGAUACAAUAGGGAAUGAUGCAGAAGGCAAAAAGACUGACUUUACGAAGCAAAGUGAGAUGAAAAAUACAGGUUCGUGGAAUGAUACACAAGGCAAAGACGAUAUCUUGUUGAAGCAAAUUCAGAUGAACAAGACAGACACAAGAAAUGGUACAGAGAGCAAAGACAAUGAUUUUUUGAAGCAAAAUCAGAUGAACAAAACAGAUUCAGGGAAUGCUACCGAGAUCAACGCUUUAAAGGUUGAUCAACCAUCUCGUGCUGUUCCGCUUGGUCUUGAUGAGUUCAAGAGCAGAACGUCUAAUUCCAGGAACAAAUCAUUAUCAGAUCAGGUCAGUGGUGUGAUUCACAGGAUGGAGCCUGGAGGGAAAGAGUACAAUUAUGCAUCUGCUUCAAAAGGUGCUAAGGUCCUGUCUUCCAACAAGGAAGCAAAAGGGGCUGCAAGCAUCCUAAGCAGGGACAGUGACAAGUACCUCAGAAAUCCAUGUUCUACUGAAGGUAAAUUUGUUGUCGUGGAACUUUCAGAAGAGACAUUGGUAAAUACCAUCAAACUCGCUAACUUCGAGCAUUACUCUUCCAAUCUGAAAGAGUUUGAGCUUCAAGGCACCCUGGUUUAUCCCACUGAUGCAUGGGUUCAUAUGGGAAACUUCACGGCUUCAAACGUGAAGCAUGAGCAGAACUUUACACUUCUUGAUCCAAAGUGGGUGAGAUACUUAAAGCUAAAGUUUCUAAGUCAUUAUGGUUCAGAAUUCUACUGCACCUUGAGUCUAAUGGAAGUCUACGGAGUGGAUGCCGUAGAACGAAUGCUGGAGGAUCUGAUAUCUGUCCAAGACAACAAAAACACAUUCAAAACCCGAGAGGGAGAUUCUGAGCAGAAGGAGAAGCCAGUGCAGCAAGCAGAGUCCUGUGAAGGCGAUGCUUGUGAUGAGAGGAGCAUGAAGAAAGAGAACGAGCGGGACGCCCCACCAGAGAAAAUGUUAGCGAAGUCUGAAGCAUCAAUGGCGAAGAGUAGUAAUAAGCUGGCAGAGCCCGUGGAAGAGAUGAGGCAUCAUCAGCCAGGAAGCAGAAUGCCAGGGGACACAGUGCUGAAGAUACUGAUGCAGAAGUUAAGGUCAUUGGACUUGAACCUAUCGGUACUAGAGAGAUACUUAGAGGAACUGAACACAAGAUACGGGAACAUAUUCAAGGAGAUGGACCGUGAAGCCGAUGUGAGAGAACAUGCAAUUGUGACUUUGAGACUUGACUUGGAAGGUAUGAAGGAGAGGCAAGAGAGGAUGGUGAGUGAAGCAGAGGAGAUGAAAGAGUGGCGAAAGAGAAUGGAAGCUGAGAUGGAGAGAGCUGAGAAAGAGAAGGAGGACGUGAGAGAAAGGCUCGAACAAGUUUGGCAAAGACUUGAGUGGAUGGAGAAGAAAGGGUUGAUGGUGUUCACCGUGUGUCUUAGUUUUGGGACUAUCGCGGCUAUUGCAGUUGUAGUCGGUAUGGGAACAGGUCGAGCAGAGAAGACUGUUGGUGGUGCUUGGAUCUUGUUAUUGAUUAGCUCAACAUUCAUUAUGUUCGUUUUAUCUCUUUGAUGAGAGUUUUGGUCUUCUAUUUUUUUUGUUUUUACACUGUAGAGUCAUAUGUUACUGAUUGAGGUGAUCUGAAUAGAUACUGUUGCAACUCAUUCUUGAACCGGUAUAUGGAAUUGAACCAGGAAACUGGAAACAUACCUAA